Rhineura floridana is the source of this 5720-nucleotide messenger RNA. It is a transcript of the gene WDR12, whose product is annotated as WD repeat domain 12. The coding region runs from base 816 to 2093 and encodes 425 amino acids. The record is from RefSeq and is a predicted model, not a curated record. Gene Ontology annotation, molecular function: protein binding. The transcript is spliced from 13 exons. Lineage: Eukaryota; Metazoa; Chordata; Lepidosauria; Squamata; Rhineuridae. Gene Ontology annotation, cellular component: preribosome, large subunit precursor; PeBoW complex. Gene Ontology annotation, biological process: maturation of 5.8S rRNA from tricistronic rRNA transcript (SSU-rRNA, 5.8S rRNA, LSU-rRNA); maturation of LSU-rRNA from tricistronic rRNA transcript (SSU-rRNA, 5.8S rRNA, LSU-rRNA); ribosome biogenesis.
GAUGAUGAUAAAAAUGUAUUCCCUCUUAGAGAACGAUUCCUCACCAAUCUCCACUUCACAUUCACUCUAAAACAGCAUAUAAAAAGAAACGGGCACCAGAGAAUUAAAUUGUUUUAACUUAUGCAGAUAUUUUAACUCUCAGGAAACAACGGCAAAAGCACUCACCUUACGGGCUGCAUUUCCCCCCCACAUAAACUACAGUGUUUACUCGGAAGUAGCUUACUCUUAGGGAGGUGUAUAGGAUUGUAGCCUUAGGCUGUACACUUUUACCUGGGAGUAAGCCUCAACUCAAUGAACUUCAUAGGACUUCUGGGCAGGUAUGAAUAUGUAUGAGUAUGUAAGAAGAUAUUUUCUUUAUUUAUGGUCCGAGAAUUGUACAAAUCUAUCCAACAGGGGUCCUGGUAAUUCCUCUCUAAUAAAUUUCCUAUAUGCUAUUGAGAAGGGCGGUAGCAGACAGGUGAUCUGAGCUUUAUUGUAGUAUGCACUGGUGUUCUUCGGAAACAAAUGGGUACAAUAGGAACAAUAGUUUUACACGACGAGAAGAAAAUACAAGCGAUUAUUGGUGCACAGUGGAACCAAUCAGAAGCCUUCCUCGCGGCUAUGAAUGACGUUGAGAAGAGAGAAAAAGAAGACCUGGCUUUUCGCCUUUAAGCCUAGGCCUUACUAGUCACUUGCCGAGCUAGCCAAACGGCUCCACGAAACAGGGCGAAGGCGAUCCUGAGCCACGUGGGACCGGCGGUGCUAAUCUUGGAGAGGGAAGAAGUCCUUUCAACUCCGGAUUUCUGCUGGAGAUAUUACUGUCUCGGGCCUUUGAAAUGGCGCAACUCCAGGCUCGCUUCUUCACUGAUGACACAAGAUACAUUGUAGAUGAUGUUCCUUUCUCUGUCCCAGCUGCUGCUGAAAUUGCUGAUCUCAGUAAUGUUAUCAACAAAUUACUGGAAGCAAAAAAUGAGGGCCACAAAUAUGUGGAAUUUGAUUUCCUUAUCAGGGGGCAGUUCUUUCGCAUGUCCCUGGUCAAACACAUGGAAAUGGAAAAUAUCUCAACGGAAGAAGUAGUAGAAAUAGAGUAUGUUGAAAAGUACACCGCACCUCAGCCUGAGGAAUGUAUGCUACAUGAUGACUGGAUCAGUUCUGUUGAAGCUACAGAAGAAUGGAUCUUGACAGGCUCCUACGAUCAGACUUCUCGGAUCUGGUCAGCAGAAGGCAAACCAAUAAUGACGCUAGUUGGCCAUGUAGAUGUGGUGAAAGAUGUAGCCUGGGUUAAAAAAGACAGUUUGUCAUGCUUGCUGCUCAGUGCUUCUAUGGACCAGACCAUCCUUUUGUGGGAAUGGAAUGUAGAAAAGAACAAAGUGAAGGCCCUUCACUGCUGCAGAGGACAUGCAGGAAGUAUAGAAUCUAUAGCUGUGGACAGCUCAAGGACUAAAUUUUGCAGUGGAUCCUGGGAUAAGAUGCUAAAGAUCUGGUCUGCAGUGUGUACAGAUGAAGAGGAUGAAGUGGAAAUUGAGGAAGUAGCAAACAGGCCGAGGAAAAAGCAGAAAACUGAGCAGUUGGGACUAAUAAGAACUCCUGUUGCAACUCUCUCUGGCCAUACAGAAUCAGUCUCUUCUGUACUUUGGUCAGAUACAGAUGAAAUAUGCAGCGCUUCAUGGGACCACACAGUCAAGAUAUGGGAUGCUGAAACAGGAGGCCUCAAAUCAACUUUGACUGGAAACAAAGUGUUUAACUCUAUAUCCUACUCACCAUUGUGUCGGCGUUUAGCCUCUGGAAGCACUGACAGACACAUUAGAUUAUGGGAUCCUCGCACCAAAGAUGGUUCUUUGGUACUGGUUUCUCUUACCUCACAUACUGGCUGGGUGACAUCAGUGAAGUGGUCACCCACACAUGAACAGCAGCUCAUCUCUGGUUCUUUAGACAACUUUGUCAAACUCUGGGACACAAGAAGUUGCAAGGCUCCUCUCUAUGACUUGGCUGCUCAUGAAGACAAGGUUUUGUGUGUGGAAUGGACAGAAGCAGGGUUGCUGUUGAGUGGUGGUGCAGACAACAAGCUGUAUUCCUACAGAUACAGAGCAACCACCUCUGAUGAUGGAGCAUGAAAGUGAAGAAAAGGAUAAUGAGAGAGAACUCUUUUGCUACACGUUCUUCCAACUUAUCAUACACAGCUGUACAAAAUGUGCUAUUUCAUAGUAUUAUAAAUUAUGUGUGUAUUUUGCCCUGGGACAAUAUUAGUUUCCUGCUCUUUGUUUUGAGGCUGGGUGGCAGAUUAGGGCAGUUUAAUUUUAAAGCGUUCUCCCUAUACUUAAGUAGCCAUAGGAAGAAACCCUGUGUUAAUAAAGCAUAAAUAUGCUUAACUAUUAAGUAGAUUUAGAUCCUCCGUGGCGCAGAGUGGUAAGCGGCGGUAGCGCAGCCGAAGCUCUGCUCACGGCCGGAGUUCGAUUCCAACGGAAGGAGGAAGUCGAAUCUCUGGUAAAAGGGGUCGAGGUCCACUCAGCUUUCCACCCAUCCGUGGUCAGUAAAAUGAGUACCUGGCAUAUGCUGGGGGGUAAAGAAAGGCCGGGGAAGGAACUGGCAAUCCCACCCCAUAUAUACGGUCUGCCUAGUAAAAGUCGCAAGACAUCACCCUAAGAGUCAGAAAUGACUCGCACUACAAGUGCGGGGACACCUUUACCUUUUUAUUAAGUAGACUUAACAUUUUAUAAAAAUGUUUAUUAAAAUAUCUUCCUUUUUUUUUUUUUUGGUAACUAUAUUUUUUUAGUCAGUUAUGAUACUAAGCUUUGUAACUUCCAUUAGUUCCAACAGGUUUUGCCACUGAAAAUCUGUUGAAGCUGCUGCAGAGGGAUGGUGCUUAAGAUCUCAAUGAAAUAACUCUUCCGUAACAUGCUUAUAAUACCAUUUGACAUACUUUGUUUAAAAGUCAGGACAUUUUCUUUGGCUAGGAUUCAACUUGUUCUGUAGGUACGAGGGCACUGUGGAUUGCCUCUAUGGUCUGAGGCAGUAUGCUUGUGCUCAGGUUCUGCUUGCAGAUUUCCUCUGGGCAUCUGGCUGGCCACCAUGAGAACAGAAUGCCGAUCUAGAUGGGCAGAGCUGCUCUUAUUUGAAUUUCUUAAACAUCAGCUCAUGUUGCACAUCAAAUCACUUUUUGGACCUUAAGGGACAUGUAGAUUUAUUUAAUUAAUUAAUUUAUAUCCUGCCCUUUCUCCUAGUAGGAGCCCAGGCGGCAAACAAAACACUAAAAAUACUUUAAAACGUCUUAAAAACAAACUUUAAAAAAUAUUCUAAAAGGUUUAAAAACAUCUUAAAAAGCAAUUCCAGCACAGCCUGGGAUAAGGUCUCUACUUAAAAGGCUUGGUGAAAGAGGAAGGUCUUCAGAAGGCGCCAAAAAAAUAACAGAGAUAGUGUCUGUGUGAAAUUUUGCUGUUUAGAAGGUCAUCUUUUUAAAAAGCAUUAUUUUGAGGGCAAUUUGUUGAGACUGCAUGCUGGAAGUAGUUGGGGCCACAGCUAUUAGUGAGUGGAAUACCCCCAUCUCUCUCAUCUUCCUUUUUCCUCAACUUUUCCCUGUCUUUGCCACCCACAUGAAAUUAGGCCAAGGGCUGCAGGUUACAUGCCCCUGCUGUAGACACACUUGUGCCUGAAGUUAGUCCUUUUGAUCUCUACCUUCAGAUCAUAUUUCUUACAAGUACUGACAUGUCUUCAAUGUAAGAGACUAAACAAAACAGUUCCAACUUUCCAGUCUGGCUGAGAGUUUAACACCUUUGUAGAGAAAGUUGCUCUACAUUAUUUUGUAGUACUUUGAUAUUUUCUCUUGGUUAAAGAACAGUCGUACUAGAGUUUUUGGGGUGGCAGGACUUGCUCCCUUGUUUUCUUUCUCCAUGUGUAUAUUACAACUUCCAUUCUCCUUGUAGCACUUCUCUUUGAUCAAGCUGUUGUCACAUAUAUUAAGCAUAUAUGCAAAUACUUCCUGCAGGUAAGGAGUGAUUGUGCAUCAGAUUUCAAGAACUCUAUUUGUUUAGACUAGAGUGAUUUUAGUGUUUGGACAAGGUCAUGUUUAUAUUAAUUAAGACUCUUGGUGAUUGGGAAUGUUUCAAAUUGGGCACAAUUACUGUUGAAUGUGACAUCACACAACUCAUUUUUUUCUCUAUAGAACAGCACCUGAUAAGAGGAGAGUCUGGUGUACAUUAAGGAUUAAUAAAAACAGGGAACAGGCUUGUACCAAUAUUUCUUAUAGAUCAUAGAAUCAUAGAGUUGGAAGGGGCCUAUAAGGCCAUCAAGCUCAACCCCCUGCUCAAUGCAGGAAUCCAAUUUAAAGCAUACCCAGCAGGCACCUGUUCAGCUGCCUCUUGAAUGUCUCCAGUGUUGGAGAGCCCACCACCUCCCUAGGUAAUUGGUUCCAUUGUCAUGCCACUCUUAACAGUUUUUCCUGAUGUUCAUUUGAAAUCAGUUGGCUUCCUAUAACUUGAGUCCAUUAUUGUGUCCUGUACUCUGGGACGAUUGAGAAGAGUUCCUGACCCUCUGUCUGGCAACUUUUCAAGUGCUUGAAGAGUGGGAUCAUAUCUCCCCCCUCAGUCUUCUCUUCUCCAGGCUAAACAUGCCCAGUUCUUUCAGUCUCUCCUCAUAAGGCUUUGUUUCUAGUCCCCUGAUCAUCCUCAUUGCCCUCCUCUGAACCCAAUCCAGUUUGUCUGCAUCCUUCUUAAAGUGCAGUGUCCAGAACUGGAUGCAGUGCUCAAAAUGAGGCCUAACCAGUGCUGAAUAGAGGGGAACCACUUCUUCAGUGUAGAUGCCUGUAUUUCUUUUGGCCAAAUCUAGAGAAUCUCAAAUGGGAAAACUGAUGGCUAUCUUUCUCAGGAAUGGUAAAAGCAGUUAGCCAAGAGAUUUUUAUAGGAGAAAAGGGAUAAGAAAGCUCCCCUAGCCAUACACUACAAAUUCCAGCUUUAGGACUUGUUCUGUCCAGGAAGUAGCUGCCUUUCUCCACAUUUAUCAGCAAUUCAUUGAAUUUUUUUUCAAAUCCUAUUUACUCCAAAUCUAGAAGAUACUUAUUUCGACUGUUUGUGUUAAUCAAGCAGGUUAAAUAUUGUUUAAGGGUUACAGAUUUCUAUUACAUGUUCUUUAAGGUGGGGAAAGUACCUUUUGAUGAGAAUUGGUCUAUCAAGCCCAUGUAAAAACAUGUUCACUACUUUAUAUGUGAAUAGGUAUACAUAUCAACAGAAAAUACAUGCAUGGACAUUUUACAGAUGUUGUGAUCUGUGAACACUUCUUGUAGUGUUUCUUUUGCAGACUGAUUAUAGUCUACAGCUGUUUUCCAUCUUUAUUGGAAGUUAGUUCUAUUUAUUUCAAUGGUAUUUACUAGAAGGUCCAUUUUAAGGUUUAAAGAGCAGUGUGCUAUCAGUAACCUUCCCUUAUGGCAGAAUAAACACAGCUAUGAAGGCACCCUUUGUAAUGCAUAUUGGUAUCCUCACUAAACCUUAUGUUAAAAUGGUUCUAAAACCAACCCUUUUACCACCACUUGCCAGGAGUGUUUAUUGGGUAUUUCUAAAAUCCACAGAAGAGAGACCUUUAUUGACAGCAGUCUUAACAACUGACAAAUUUAUUAUGGCAUAAGCUUUGAUAAACUAGAUUCCACUUCAUCUGAUACAUUUGAUGAAGUAUACUGUAAUCCUUGAAAGCUGAUCCUAAUAAAUUUGACAGUCCUUAAAGUGCCAAAAGACCAUGUUGCCAUAAAUUUGCCU